This is a messenger RNA of Suncus etruscus (white-toothed pygmy shrew), 1233 nucleotides long. RefSeq names its product coiled-coil domain containing 127 (gene CCDC127). The transcript has 3 exons. The record is from RefSeq and is a predicted model, not a curated record. Bases 31 to 942 code for a protein of 303 amino acids. Lineage: Eukaryota; Metazoa; Chordata; Mammalia; Eulipotyphla; Soricidae.
GUCGCGCCCCGGGCGCAGGCCGCAGGGCUAAUGCGCGUGCGCGGGUCGGACUCCAAUUUAGACCCCCCCACCCCCUCCUCGACCCUCUCCUCGCCGGCGGAUUUCUGCGCACUCUGGGCCGGCGCAGCUGGUCCGUGGUGCAUCUUUAUGAAUAACUUAAAUGAUCCCCCCAAUUGGAACAUCCGGCCUGACUCCAGGGCUGAUGGAGGUGUCCAGGGUGGUGACGGCGGCAGAUGGAAUUACGCCCUGUUGGUUCCAAUGCUGGGACUGGCUGCUUUUCGUUGGAUUUGGUCCAGGGAGUCUCAGAAAGAGAUAGAAAAGGAGAGAGAGGCCUACCACCAGAGAACAGCAUCUUUCCAGCGGGACCUGGAGGCCCAAUAUCAUGCUAUCAUCUCUGAGAAUCGGCGCGCUGUGGCCCAGCUUUCCUUGGAACUGGAAAAGGAACAAAACAGGACAGCGAGUUACCGGGAGGCCCUUAUCUCUCAGGGCCGCAAGCUGGUGGAAGAAAAGAAGCUUCUAGAACAGGAGCGAGCUCAGGUCCUGCAAGAGAAGAGACAGCUGCAGCCACUGAGAAGCGCGUAUCUGCACUACCUAGCACAGGAAGAGGACUGGCAACGGCGUGCCCGGCUUCUGCUCAGGGAGUUCGAAGUAGCACUUACAGAGCGACAAAACAUCUACUGCAGCCUUCUGGUCCCCCGAAACAAGCGGCUCGAGAUCGAGAAGAACCUGCUGGUCCGCGCCACCACCGACCCUGUUGCUGCUGAGCUGGACAUUGUGACAGGUCUGACUGACAUAUUCAAGCACGACACGUAUUGCAGUGAUGUUUGGAACACCAACAAACGCCACAAUGGGAGACUCAUGUGGCUGUAUCUCAAGUACUGGGAGCUGAUGGUUGAACUGAACAAAUUUAAGAGAGUAGAGAAAAAUAUUCUAGAGAAGUGAGGCAGGUCCAGUUGGAGCGCCAGUGAACAGUUGGCAUCGCACGUGCUGCCCUGAGUCUCUCUCCCCACCAGUGCUGCCCACAUGGGUCCACAGAUCCUCAUACCAUCCCCAGAGCUCCCCGCUCCUGCACAGAAGGAUGAUGAAGUGACAGGAGGCUGCAUCUCCCUACUGAAGUUCUUUGGCUCUGCUGGUGCAAUUUCCAGAAGCAUCUCUUGAACUGUCCAUGUUUCACUAGGAAGAGCUAAAGGGCCUCCCAUCUCAGCCCUAAAAUUGGUCCUGAGAAAGACAAGU